This is a messenger RNA of Ornithodoros turicata, 879 nucleotides long. RefSeq lists its product as uncharacterized. The record is from RefSeq and is a predicted model, not a curated record. Lineage: Eukaryota; Metazoa; Arthropoda; Arachnida; Ixodida; Argasidae. The coding region runs from base 1 to 879 and encodes 292 amino acids. The transcript has 7 exons.
AUGAGUAAGCAGGCUGAUAUCCUGGACCAGCUUCGUCCGGUGCCCCUGGUCCUUGCCGGAGACGGCAGCUAUGAAAUCUGUGAAGAUGCUAUUUUUGUGUGCGGUCAUACAGCCAGGACAUUCUGUUCAACCGAGGUCUCCAGCAGCAAUGCCAUGGAAGCGUACAGCCUUCAGAAAUGCCUAGCAUUCCUCGAGGUCCAAGACAUGGUUGUGGACAGUUUAGUCACUGACCGCCAUUCUGGCAUCAAGGCCAUGCUGAGGGAGUCCUGCCCACAUAUUAAACACCGAUUUGAUGUGUGGCACGUCGUGAAGGGUAUCAAGAAGAAGCUCAUAGCCCUGAGCCGCUCCACAAAGCACAAUGUUGUGAAACUGUGGAUUGAGAGCCUGACCAGGCAUGCCUAUUGGUGUCCGAAAACGAGUGGGGAUGAUGAGGAAUUGUGCAUCGCAAAGUGGGUGUCGGCACUUAACCACAUUGUCGACGUCCAUGAGCAUGACGACCCCCUGUACCCAGUUAGCUACCAUGGUCCGCUUUCGGAACCACGACAGUGGCUCAAAGAAGAUACAGAGACCUACAGACGAGUGAGGGAUAUCCUGAUGGCACCUAUGCUCCUGAGGGACAUCCCAAUGCUCUCCUCGCACGGGCAAACUUACGGACUAGAGGCUUUCCACAGUGUCCUCAUCCAUUUCCUGCCAAAGUCCUAUUCAUUGUCGGACGAGGGGAUGGUCGCCAGGACACAGCUGGCUAUCCUCCACUACAAUGAAAAUGCGGACCGCGCGCAGUUGGAGAGGGAAGGUACGAAACAGUACCGCUUGAAGCCGUGCAAGCUCAAGAAAACGCAGGUUGAUUUUCUAUCUAAGACGAACUAUGGAGGUGCUUGA